UUUGCAAUGCUGUGUUUUGUACUUAGUCAAACUACAUCUUUCGUACUAUGCAGUCAUGGACCGCAUUUGUUUCAAAGUAAAUGGUGUGGAGAGAUCAGUGGGAUGCGAGGUGAGCUCGGACCUGACGCUGGUGGACUACCUGCGGAACUGGCUGGAGCUGCGCGGCACCAAGUACAUGUGUCGCGAGGGCGGCUGCAGCGCCUGCAUCGUCGCCGCCUCCACGUGUCCUGGAGGACCCGUACAGGCUGUCAACUCGUGCAUGGUAUCGGUAACGUCAUGUCAGGGCUGGGAGAUCACGACAAUAGAAGAAGUUGGCAAUAGAAAGAAAGGGUAUCACGUUUUGCAGAAGACUUUAGCUGAUUGCAACGGGAGCCAGUGUGGGUACUGUAGCCCCGCAUGGGUGAUGGCUAUGUACAGCCUUAUGCAAAGAAAGGAAAUGACAAUGUUGGAAAUAGAACAGUCUUGCAGCAGCAACAUUUGCCGAUGUACAGGCUACAGACCUAUAAUAGAAGCGCUCAAUAAAUUUGCAAUAGAUGCUCCGAAAGAUAAAAAAAUUACUGAUAUUGAAGAUUUGCACACUUGUAAGAAAACAGGAAACCAAUGCUCUAAAAUUUCUUGUAAUGAAGAGGAAUGGUGCAUGGUAUCAGCUGAGGAUCUUAAAGAACCAAGCCUUAUAAAGAUUCACUUAUGUGACGGUAAAUGUUGGUACAGAGUGUGUCAAGUAAAUGAUAUCUUCACUAUUCUUCAUGCAAAGGGAUAUGAGUCGUACAUGUUGGUGUGCGGAAAUACAGCUAAAGGAGUUAGCCCAAUAUUCGAAUAUCCUCAAAAUUUGAUAGAUAUUAGUGGAGUUCAUGAAUUGAAGACUUAUACAUUAGAUCAGAACCUGAUUAUUGGAGCAGGACUCACUUUAUCGGAAUUGAAAGAGAAAUUUGAAAUGACUGCUAAAGAAGACUAUUUCGAGUAUCUUAAAUCGUUUUGCGAUCAUCUCAAACUAAUAGCACAUAUUCCUGUUCGUAAUUUAGGUUCAGUAGGAGGUAAUCUGAUGAUCAAACAUAGUCACAAUGAUUUUCCAUCGGAUUUAUUCCUUUUGUUUGCAACUGUUGGAGCGCAGGUGACAAUUUUGUCAUCGAAAGAAAAGAAAACUCUGACGAUGAAACAGUUGAAAGAAGAUAUGAAGGGGAAAGUCAUAUUAAAUGUAAUGUUGCCACCUUUAAAUAACGAUUGCCAUGUUGUCACUUAUAAGAUAAUGGCUCGUUCGCAAAGCUCGCAUGCAAUAGUGAAUGCUGGAUUCAUGUACAAAUUAGAUGGAGAAAGUAAGGUAAAGAAGUGCAGGAUUAUCUACGGCGGACUUUCACCAGCUUUCAUCGAAGCCUCGUCAAAAAACAUAUCUGAUUGGAAAAAGCUGUUUAUCAAUGAGACAUUGCAACGUGCCCUAAAAAUCUUGGAAAACGAGAUAGUGGUGACGGAAAACCAACUUAAUCUAUCUGUAAAGUACAGGAAACAGCUGGCUUUAGGCUUGUUUUACAAAAGUGUGCUUUCUUUAUGCCCAAUAAGCAAAAUUGACCCUCGAUACCGAUCGGGUGCGACGAAGAUUCACGAAACACGGCCUGUGUCACAAGCUCACCACGACUUCAAUACAAAUACUGAGUUGUGGCCUUUGAACCAGCCGAUUCCUAAGGUCGAGGCAUUGGUCCAGUGUGCCGGCGAAGCGAAAUAUGUAGAUGACAUUCCGUGUAUACCUGAUGAAGUAUAUGCGGCGUUAGUUCUCAGCACCGUCGCUGUAGGUGAUAUUGUGGACAUAGAUGCAAAAGCUGCGUUGGAAAUACCAGGAGUAGUAGCGUUUUAUUCCGCAAAAGACAUCCCUGGACAGAACACCUUCACACCAACUGGUUUUAUUCUAUAUGAGGCUGAUGAGGAAAUAUUCUGCAGCGGAAGAGUCAAGUACUACAACCAACCAAUUGGUAUGAUCGUAGCUGAAACCCGACCGAUUGCAGAACGGGCUGCGAAACUAGUCCAGGCCACUUACAGAAAUGAAAAGCCAAUCCUUGAUAUAAAAGAUGCUAAAAAAGAACUCGAAAGAAACGCAUUGUUUUUAUCAGUUAAAGCUACAGAUAAAGGAUCCGACGUAAAAAAAAUGAUCAAAGGAAAUAACACAAUAUAUGGCCAGUACCAUAAUAUGAUGGAGACAUUAGUAUGCGUCACCAAACCAACUGAGGAGGGGCUGGCUUUACAUGUGACAUCACAAUGGAUCGAUGGUGUUCAGAUGGCAGUAUCAAGAGCCUUAAACAUAAAUUGCAACAAGUUAGACAUUAACGGGCGACGUCGGGGAUCAUUUGGAUUCAAGAUAUCUCGAAGCAUCCUUAUUGCUGUUGCGAAUAGUUUGGCCACACUAAAACUGAACAGACCAUGCCGGUUAAUACAAUCGAUGUCCACGAACAUGAGGGCCUUAGGCAAGAGAUUCCCAAGUUCAACAGAGUUUGAGGUUGCAGUGAAUAGUGCUGGAGAAAUCCAAUACAUGGAUUACUCUCUUUAUGAGGACAAUGGGCAUAUGUUCAACGAAAAACUUUCACUAGUUGUUAUCGACUCAUAUAACAACUGCUAUGACACCUCUAAAUGGAACAUCGAAUGUUACGACACUCUCACUGAUACUGCAAAAAAUACGUGGUGUCGAGCCCCAGGUACAUUAGAAAAUAUAGCCAUGACGGAACAUAUCAUGGAACAAAUAUCCUACGAGAUGUCAAAAGAUCCGUUAGAAGUUAGAUUAGCAAACUUGGAUACAAUAAAAUACGGCGACUUAAAAGAAAUGGCUAUUACUCUGACUACAACUGCUGACUACAGUCAACGAAAAUUGGCCGUCAAAGAAUUUAAUUCUCAAAACAGAUGGAAGAAACGUGGUCUAGGAAUAACAAUGAUGAGGUGGCCUCCCUUUGGAUAUCCAUAUUUUGACGUUAACCUCUCAGUAUUCAAAGAAGACGGGACUGUGACCAUCAUGCACGGUGGUACUGAUGUGGGCCAGGGACUGAAUACUAAAGCCACAAAUCUGCGCUUACAUUCUCAAAAUACCUAUUGAAAAAUACAAAUAAAACCAACUAAUACUAAUUUUACACCAAAUAGUUUCCUUACUGGUGCAAGCAUUACCUCUCAUAAUAUAGGCAUUGGUGUGAGGAAAUGCUGCGAAAUACUGCUGAGAAGAUUGAAUCCAAUCAAAUCUAUGUUGGAUAAUCCGACCUGGGAACAACUAAUAAAAUCUGCAUUUGCUCAGCAUAUAGAUUUACAAGUUCACGCAUUCGUCAACAUAGCUGAUGUUGUUCAGUAUAAUAUAUUUGGCAUGGCUAUAGCAGAAACUGAAGUGGACGUGUUGACGGGAGAGAUGGAUUCGUUCGUAGUAGACAUUCUGCAGGACGUGGGGCAAAGCAUUAAUCCUGAAAUUGAUAUUGGUCAAGUGGAAGGUGCUUUCAUGAUGGGCGUGGGAUACUGGACUUGUGAGAAUUUAGUUUACGAUAAAAACACAGGAGAGUUGCUAACAGAUCGCUCAUGGCACUAUCUGGUACCAUUAGCAAGAGAUCCGCAGGACUUCAGGGUGUCUUUCAGGAAGAAUUCCUACAGUAGCAAACAUAUACUCGGUGCUAAAGGCACUGGAGAGCCGCCUUUAUGUUUGGCGGUAGCGGUACCUUUCUCUAUCAGGGCAGCAAUCGCAGCAGCGCGAGAAGACUCCGUACCUACCACCAAUUGGUUCCAAAUCGAUGGGCCGUACACGGUUGAAAAAGUUUGUUUAGCUUCCAACAAUAAUAUAAAGGAUUUUAAGCUUUAUUAAAAUAAGCAAAUUUGAUAUAAUUGCACAUUUUCACUUUUUAAAACUCGAAUGUUUUCAAUAGUAUGAUCUGAGGACUAUAAAAAGAUAUUGGCUUUUCUUUGUAUAAAAAUAUAUGUCUGGACCAUUGUUAUUAUACAUUUGAUUCAACAUACUUUCAAAUUAUACAUAUGGAAUGACGUUGAAUGUCUAAUAAAUACAAAUUGAUAUUGUGACUUGUGUAUA
Molecule: messenger RNA, 4036 nt
Organism: Manduca sexta (tobacco hornworm)
Lineage: Eukaryota; Metazoa; Arthropoda; Insecta; Lepidoptera; Sphingidae
Product: xanthine dehydrogenase
Molecular function (GO): oxidoreductase activity; 2 iron, 2 sulfur cluster binding; iron ion binding
Source: RefSeq, a predicted model, not a curated record